Molecule: messenger RNA, 4626 nt
Organism: Exophiala xenobiotica
Lineage: Eukaryota; Fungi; Ascomycota; Eurotiomycetes; Chaetothyriales; Herpotrichiellaceae
Exons: 7
Coding region: 1127-4306 (1059 amino acids)
Cellular component (GO): cytosol
Molecular function (GO): flavin adenine dinucleotide binding; heme binding; iron ion binding
Source: RefSeq, a predicted model, not a curated record
CUCAGCAGCGACUAAGAGACAUACAACGUGCAUAUCAUGUCCACAGGCUAGACGGGUGUCAGUCAAUCAGGAACAAGUGCGAAGCAGACGACAAGUUGGGAGACCUGACUUACCAUGCAUGACGGCUGUUUUCUUCCUCUGCGCAUCGAGUUGACUACGUCGGCUCGAAUAGUCGAGGCCAGUCUUCUCUGCUACUGGAAGCGCAUCCAUGUCUGCCCUGAGCAGCACGGUUUUCCCCGGCCCAUGGCGCAGAAUUGCAAUCAACCCGUGGCCUCCAAUUUUGGUGCGAAUUUCAAACUUUGGGCUCAGGUCCCUUAGAAAGUGCUCGAUCAACGCCGCUGUCUCCGAUUCCUGGUGAGAGAGCUCUGGAUUCGCAUGAAUCCUUUUGUACAGUGACUCGUAUUGCUGAAGAUUCGGUCGCAGGUUUGCAAUGAUCGACUUCAUAGAUGAUGCAUCGGCAUGAUCUAAGCUGCCUUCCAGUUUCAUCGUGUCGACAGGUUGUAAGGUGCUACUAUUACUUUCAGUAACGUUCUUGCACGGCGGGCUUACUUUCCUCGGAACCAUGAGGCUGCGGCUAAAGCGUACUAUAUGGCCUCACACUAUCCGAACCAGCCGUAAAUCCGAGGUUACGAAGCACGGACACCGCCAAGUUCCCGGGCUUCAAGAUGUGGUUGACUUACUACCAGAGCUGGAAAGCGCAGACGAGGUUUCGCCAAAAAGAUGGAACGUGUCUCAUGCUAGUGGACGUCAAUUGGUCAAAGCUACCGCAUGGACUGGCAAUUCUCGGGGUCACGCCUUUUUACUAGCCAACGUGAAGAGCGUAAAAGGUGUUACUAUACGCAUUCCUCGCUUGUUGUCGCCACCACGUAAACCGACGUCCUUUCAGCUGAAAGUAUGAUGGAGAUACGAAGAGCACGGACCUUACUUCCCAACUAUCGAAUGCCUCCCCAUCAGUAGCUUCGACAAACAUCUAAUUAUAUGCCUGCCAAUGGGUUCAGGUCCGACUUUGCGUUAUAAGAUGGCCUUGGAUACGGGGUAGGUAUAAGAGACCUUGAAUACUUCUGGAGUAUCGGUCUCAUCCUCAGACUUGUCUCCGCGCAGCGGCUAGAUUUUAUCAGGUCUUGUCAUGGCAGAACCCAUCCCGGCCCCUCGGCCUCUGCCGAUACUGGGCAAUGCUCUUGAUCUCGAUGCCGAGUUUCCCAUGACUAGCCUUAUGAACCUAUCGGCACAAUACGGCGAGAUCUUCAAGUUGACUUUAGGGGGUCAUGACCGCGUAUUUGUCUGUUCCCAGCAGCUCGUCAACGAGAUGUGCGACGAAAAACGUUUUCAAAAAGCCGUCACUGGAGCAUUACUGCAGAUCCGUGGCGCUGUCCAUGAUGGCUUGUUCACGGCUUUCCCAGGAGAGCACAAUUGGGAAGUUGCUCAUCGGGCCUUGAUGCCUGCAUUUGGACCGAUGCCUAUCAGCAACAUGUUCGACGAAAUGUAUGAUAUAGCUACUCAGUUGGUUCUGAAGUGGGCACGAUACGGACCUGAACAUGCGAUCCACGUCACAGACGACUUCACGAGGCUAACGUUAGACUCGAUUGCACUUUGCGCCAUGGGUACUCGGUUCAAUUCUUUCUAUACCGAGGAUCUCCACCCUUUCGUCAAAGCCAUGGUGGGAUUGCUGGUUGCCGCUGGAGAACGAGCACGUCGACCAGCCUUCGCCGAUUUUCUAUACAGAUCAGCCAACCAAAAAUACCACGAUGAUAUCAGUCUCCUUGCAAAGAUAGCUUCAGAUGUAGUCGAAGAGCGUCGCAAGAACCCCAUCGACAAAGCAGAUCUCCUGAACGCUAUGAUCCUCAACAAGGACCCCAAAACAGGCGAACACCUCAGCGAAGACUCUAUCGUCAACAACAUGAUUACCUUUCUAAUAGCCGGCCACGAAACAACCUCUGGCUUGCUGUCAUUCCUCUUCUAUGAACUCCUCAAGAACCCACAAGCAUACAGACGAGCACAGGACGAGGUGGACGAGAUAGUUGGCAAGGGGUCAAUUACAGCCAAGCAUCUAUCCAAGCUGCGGUAUAUUAACGCCUGCUUGCGAGAGACGCUUCGCCUUCACCCAACGGCCCCAGCGUUUACUGUUAGUCCGAAACAAGAUGAAAUCAUUGGUGGGAAGUAUCUACUACCCAAAGAUACGCCAGUUGUGUGUUUCGUCAUGGCCGCUCACAGAGACCCAGCAGUGUAUGGCGAAGAUGCAGAAGCAUUCAAACCCGAGAGGAUGCUGGAUGAACCCUACAGUGAACUUCCACCGAACUCAUGGAAGCCUUUCGGAAAUGGAUCCAGAGCUUGUAUUGGCCGUCCGUUUGCCUGGCAGGAAUCUUUGCUCGCCGUGGCUAUGUUAUUCCAGAAUUUCGACCUGAGCCUCGCCGAUCCCGCCUAUCAGCUGCAGAUUCAAUCGACAUUGACCAUUAAGCCCAAAGGCUUCUACAUGCGCGCAAAAGUUCGACACCCUGAUUUCGAAGCCAGUCUAAAUGGCAAGUUGAAUCAACCUUCCGAGUCUGGGACGCCAAAAGCACGGCAGAGUAAUGAACCUGAUCAUCCUGUCCAGGCAACGAAGCCUUUACUAUCCAUAUUUUACGGAUCAAACACGGGUACCUGUGAAAGUAUGGCUGCCUCAUUAGCCGCCUCUGCCUCUUCUCAUGGUUUCGUUCCCAAGGUGCAGAUCUUGGAUGAGGCAAUUGGUGUACUGCCGAGAGACGGGCCUGUUGUAAUCGUCACGUCAAGCUAUGAAGGAGAACCACCGGACAAUGCCGUUCAUUUCGUCUCUUGGUUGAAAAGUCUCCAAGAGUUGCCUCUCACAGGCUUGAAAUACGCAGUUUUCGGAUGCGGAAACCGUGAUUGGCAGCACACAUAUCAGAAAAUCCCGACGCUCAUAGACGAUCUUCUGAUGCAGCGUGGAGGCGAGCGUGUCGUUGAAAGAGGGGCUGCUGAUGCAAAUGACGGUGCGCUGUUCGACACAUAUGAUACCUGGCAGGACGAAAAGUUGUGGCCAGCAAUCGCAAAAGCGUUCGAGUCGAAAGCCAAUAAUAAAGCGGAUUCUCACGAGGGUUUGGAUAUUGAAGUGUCGGCUCAGACAAGACCGAGUCUGCUUCGUCAGGAUUUACAACAAGCGCUGGUUCUAGAUACGAAACUUUUGACGGCCCCGGGUGCUCCUCAGAGGCGACAUAUGGAGAUUCAGCUGCCCUCUGGAAUGUCCUACAAGGCAGGUGACUACCUGGCCGUACUCCCAUGGAAUCCAUUGAGGAACGUCCGAAGAGCGAUGUCCAGGUUCCACCUUCCAUGGGAUGCCACGAUCAAGAUCAGUGGAGAGUCACACACGGCACUCCCUACCGAAAGGGCCACGUCACUGUUCGAAGUUCUAUCUGCACUUGUCGAGUUGUCUCAGCCGGCUACUUCGAAGCAGGUCAAGAAAGUUGCCGAAAGUGUCCCUGAGGAGGACUCGAAGGCGCAGCUCCAAAAAUUGUCGGACGGAGACUACAAGCAAGAGGUCCUCGAAAAAAACACCAGCCUCCUUGACAUUCUCGAGAUGUACCCUACUGCGCAAUUUUCGUUGGGGCAGUUUCUCGAGGCUCUUCCCCCAAUGCGGAUUCGACAGUAUAGCAUCUCGUCCUCGCCUCUGCAGGAUUCUUCCAAGUGCUCCAUCACCUACACAGUCUUGGACGCCCCAAGACGGGGUCAGGAUCCCGACCAUGGCCGCUUCCUUGGGGUGUCGAGCAAUUACCUUCGCGCCCGUGAACCAGGAGAUUGGAUUCAUGUUGCUGUGCGGCCCAGUCACAGUGGCUUCCACCUCCCCGCCAACGACAGCACACCGGUCCUCAUGAUCUGCGCCGGCACUGGCCUCGCUCCGUUUCGGGCAUUUGUGCAGGAACGAGCUUUGAAGAUCGAAUCACGCAGGAAACUCGCCCCGGCUCUCUUGUUUUACGGCUGCGGCUCGCCAGCCGCGGAUGAUCUCUAUGCGGAUGAAUUUGCAAGGUGGGAAGAGCUGGGUGCUGUCGAGGUGCGACGCGCGUACUCACGCGACACGGACAAGACUUUCGGCUGUAGACAUGUUCAAGAUCGCGUGUGGCACGACCGAGAAGAUGCAAAGAAGCUGUUUGUGCAAAAUGCUCAGGUGUACAUGUGUGGGGCGGGCGUCGUAGGUGCUGAACUCGACGAUGUCAUGAAGAAGAUCUAUAUCGAAGCUAAGGGGGCGUCUGAAGAGGAUGCCAUUGAAUGGGUGAGCAAGAUGAAGGGCACGCGGUACUGGGCGGACGUUUUCGCCUGAUACUAGACGUCCUAGCAUAAACUUCUUCGAAAGAUUGUCGAAUACCAGGAAGUGACGGACUCUACGAACGGCUUUGACUCCUAGUUAGGCGGUAGGAGUAUCGAGAAACUAUGAUGUCCGUCCGUCCCCUUUCGACCAGUCGUACAUGGAAUCACUCUCAAAUUUCUUAAUUAAAGACCAGAGGACAGGAGAUCCAUUUAUGUCUGUUCGAAGGAAUGGAUCGAACCGUUUGGGUCGGAUAGAAUGGAAAUAUAUGACUGACUGAUUUUGCACCAUGUCUCUUGUGGGCUUAGUCCCUGGCGUGUCCUCCAUUCGAGUUC